CGGCCGCCGCACAACACUAGUGUCGUUCUUCUAGGGUUCAGAACUUUCCCCAACUCGCUCGAUUUUGGCUUCCCCCGCACCGCCCCGCGUCGGCGCCGUCGGUCCUGGCCAUCUCCGGCGGCUGAUCACUCUCAGUGGCAUGGACUGCUCCAAGAACGAGGGCGCGGUGGCAGUGGCCGCCCUCCCCGACGACCCCCUGGUGGAGAUCCUCUCCCGCGUCCCUGCAAAGUCCGUCUGCCGGUUCAAGUGCGUCUCCAAGGCCUGGCGCGACCUCAUUGCGGACCCUCACCACCGGAAGAAGCUCCCCCAAGCAAUGCAAGGACUCUUCUUCAUGGUGCCAGAGGACCUUAUCGAUGUCAGUUUCAGUUUCAUCGAUCUGACAGCGAGGUCCGUGCCUCCAGACAUCGACCCUGCCUUCUCCUUCCUGAAAGAACGGCCUGGAUUCCAGUUCCACAACCUUGGCUUCCUGGACUCCUGCAACGGUCUUAUCCUCUUCAAGAACCACCAGGAGCCGCCGUAUUCUGAUGCAGUGGGCUAUGUUGUCUGCAACCCGACCACUAAGAGAUGGGCAGCCGUGCCGACUUGUGGCUCUCUGGAUCUGACAACCUGCACCUAUUUAGCUUUCGAUCAGGCCAUAUCCUCUCACUUCCACUUGGUCCAGUUCCAGAUAUAUGUGCCGGGCGAGAUGUUGGUGUCGCUGCAUGUUUACUCAUCUGAAACUGGGACCUGGAGUGGCAACCAAAUUGGCUCUCAAGAAAAUCAAGGACCAUUGGCAGAGUGGCAUCAUCGGAGCAUAGUAUCUCGUAAGGAACCUGAGUGUGCCUUUGUUAAUGGCUUCCUGCAUUUCAUAGUUGGGGACUCAUAUCAACAUCAGAUAGUUGCUGUAGAUGUGCAAGGAAAGGCAAGAAGGGUGAUCACAGUGCCAGGUGUGGCUGAUGGGAGGCACCGGUAUUGUUAUUUAGGCCAGUCCCAAGGGUGCCUGCAUUACAUGACUCAGGAAAUGUUUGAUGAUAAAAAAGACAGGUGCGAACUGUGCAUCUGGGUUCUUCAGGAUUAUGAUACACAAUGGGUGUUGAAGGACACUGUAAGCGCCCUGAAGAUCUUUGGACACUAUACUAGGGACAUUUUGCACUUCAUCGUUGGCAUUCAUCAAGAUCGUAAUGUGGUCUUUUUUCAGUCCCUGAGGAGUAAUCUGAUAGCAUAUGACAUGGACCAUAAGGAAGUGAGUGUUAUUACCACUUUCGAUGUUCUGAAAAAGCCGCUCCGUUUUGUUCAUUAUGUUCCCUGUUUCUCAGAAUCCCCGGCUCUCACAAAUUAGCACUGGGAGUAUCUGCUCUAUGUAUGAGUUACUAGCAGCUUUGUUAAAUUCUAGUAGACUCGGGUAAAAUGUUCUGUCCGCACUAUGAUGUAUUUCUUAUCAUGCUUUUGAUCCAAUUGGUAUUGCAAGCCUGUUAAGACAUUUAUGAAGUGUACCGUUAUGGAUGCUAGUUGUGUCCAAGUUGAACAAUUUGCACUUCUGUUGAGAAGUUCUGUGACUCACACUUUAUUUGGUGACUACUUAUGAGCAACUAUUUACUUUGAAUUUAGUUUCUUUGGUCGUGUAUUUAUUUCUGCUGAGCAAGUAAAAUCAUCUUACAUAUGUUGCAACUUUUAAAUGGUGCACGUAUGAAUCACUUUCAAAUGGAAGGCUUGCUGUAACAUCAAAGGUUUCCUGAGUAUGGUUGGGAAUGGGAUUAGAAGGAAUAUUUGAUACAGGUUCUACCAGACCUGGGAAUACAAUCGCCUGCGGGAAAUGCUGCUUUCCAUCUAGUCCAGGACUCCACCCAUUCUCUUAUCCAUGAGCUGUACCGUCUUUAUCUCUCACUUCCCCCAUCCCUCUCAUUUGCCAUCUCUGUCUUCCACAAGCUCCCCUUUCCAUCGAUGAAGACGAUAAUGGUCUGCCAGAUGAAGCGAUCCUGGAACCUAAUUCUUCUUUUACAACCCUAUUCUGUCCUGGUAUGAGGUCAACCAGCACACCGGCGAUGUGUCAGCCACCACAUUUGCUUGGGACUGCAAAUUUUCCAGACGUAUUUCAGAACCAUUACCAAUCUGGGUGUCACUGACUGAAUGAGCUGCACAAAGGUGGACAUGCUGAGGAAGACUAUCUGGUUAUGCAGGCAACCAAUCAUGUGCACAGUACUAUACAAAUCCCUAUGUUGCUGAACCAAACAACACCAAACUGCAUUGGCUAAUCCAGGAUUGGGUGUGCUGCAUAGGAUAUAUAUGCUACGCAAGUUAAUGCCUCAUGCAGCUAAAAAGCCUGGAGCUUUCAGACACUGAAGUUGGGAGCAAUGGACUUCGUCAUCUCUCUGGUUUAAAAUGCCUGCACAAAUGCUAGUAUUAUUGACAAUUUAUUUUUUUUUCUUGUUAAUCCAUACUGUUGGACCAGCUCAGAUUGUGUAACCGCUUGUUUAUUUAGUGUGUGUUUGGUUUGGGGGAUGGGUGGGUCUGUCAUUUUCUCCGACACCUUUUUGUUUGGUUUCUUCUUAUGGAAUAUAAUGGGCUGAUUCUCCACCACCUCAUCCCUCAAACUAGCAGUUUGUAUAAGCAUGACUGCAUGAGGGAUGGGUGAUUCCACUAAAAUUCAUGGGAUGAACUCAUGAUGCACCACCUCAUAUAGAUUAUGAUGGCUGCCACCUCCCUGGCAUUGUUGCAUAGCCUUGAUGAAAUCAACAUGUGUUCUCAAUAGAUGUUCCUUAUUCAUACACUUAUUGCCAAUUCCCUAUUUUAAAUUGUUAUUACACUAGGGUGGACUGUAAUACUAGGAUGAUUUUAAAUUGUUGCAAAUAUAUCGUAGUUCAUAUUGUCUUAAAGUAAGUUCUUAAUUUUUCUAUUUCUGCCACUCUACGUUAUUUGCAGAUCAUCAAUCUCUCUUUUACAUUGGUUACGCAUUGGUUUGAAGAAGAUCUCUGGCUUGAGCUCAAUGAAGCCUCUUAAUCUUGACAAUCGCCAAAUCACAAAUACUGGUUUAGCAUCUCUUGCAAGUCUUACUGGAUUGACGCACCUUGACCUAUUUGGAGCUCGAAUAAUUGAUUCUGGCAUGAACUGCUUCAGAUGUAACUAUGCAUACUCAAAAGUCAAAAGACUAUCCUAUCCAAGAAGACUACCAUGUUAGCUCUAAAAAAAGGCAGCAGCUUCUCUUGGUGCAUACGUACUACCUUGAUGGAGUGCAUCUCAAUUCUUUGUGAUCAUCUUGUAGGAGCAUUGCCUUAUUUAUAUCAGUGAAAUUUCUUUCCACUUGUAAAUAAGGAAUCUCACUGCAUUUUAAAGAUUGAACCGCUAUUUCAGUUUUCAA
Messenger RNA from Sorghum bicolor (sorghum), 3334 nucleotides. RefSeq names its product putative F-box/kelch-repeat protein At4g22430. The transcript has 6 exons. The record is from RefSeq and is a predicted model, not a curated record. NCBI's taxonomy places the organism in Eukaryota, Viridiplantae, Streptophyta, Magnoliopsida, Poales, Poaceae. Bases 140 to 1318 code for a protein of 392 amino acids. Gene Ontology annotation, molecular function: protein binding.